CCUGUCUCUUACAGCCCUAGCAGUCCUGUGCAGAUUCUAGAAGACACCAGCUACUUUUUCUCGGACUUUCAGCUUUACUCUGGGAGGCAUGAAGCAUCUGCUUUGACGGUGGAGGCAAACAGUAGCAUCAGGGAAAAAGUUGAGGAUCCUCUUUGUAACUUCCACUCCCCAAACUUCCUGAGGAUCUCAGAGGUGGAAAUGAGAGGUUCCGAGGAUGCGGCAGCUGGAACAGUAUUACAGCGGCUGAUCCAGGAGCAACUGCGGUAUGGCACCCCCACCGAGAACAUGAACUUGCUAGCCAUUCAGCACCAGGCCACAGGGAGUGCAGGACCAGCUCACCCUACAAACAACUUUUCUUCCACGGAAAACCUCCCUCAAGAAGACCCACAAAUGGUCUACCAGUCGGCACGCCAAGAACCGCAGGGUCAGGAACACCAGGUGGACAAUACGGUGAUGGAGAAACAGGUCCGGUCCACACAGCCUCAGCAGAACAAUGAGGAACUGCCCACAUACGAGGAGGCCAAAGCCCAGUCACAGUUCUUCAGGGGGCAACAGCAGCAGCAGCAGCAACAGCAGCAGCAGCAGGGGCCAGUGAGCCACGGUUACUACAUGGCUGGGGGCACCAGUCAGAAGUCCCGCACUGAGGGGAGGCCCACGGUGAACCGUGCCAACAGUGGACAGGCGCAUAAGGACGAGGCGCUGAAAGAACUGAAGCAGGGCCAUGUCCGCUCUCUGAGUGAGAGAAUCAUGCAGCUGUCGUUGGAGAGGAAUGGUGCUAAGCAGCACCUCCCCAGCUCAGGGAAUGGAAAGGGGUUCAAAGCAGGAGGUGGGCCCUCUCCUGCCCAGCCUGCUGCAAAAGUGCUAGACCCUCGUGGUCCUCCACCUGAGUAUCCCUUCAAGACCAAGCAAAUGAUGUCCCCAGUCAGCAAGAACCAGGAUCACGGACUUUUCUACAGUGACCAGCACCCCGGGAUGCUCCACGAGAUGGUCAAGCCUUACCCUGCUCCUCAGCCUGCUAGAACAGAAGUGGCCGUGCUGAGGUACCAGCCACCCCCAGAGUAUGGGGUUACCAGCCGCCCAUGCCAACUUCCGUUCCCGUCGACCGUGCAGCAGCACAGCCCCAUGUCCUCUCAGACCUCCUCCGUCAGUGGGCCACUGCACUCUGUCUCCUUGCCACUUCCACUUCCGAUGACCUUGGCGGCUCCACAGCCCCCGCCUUCCGCCUCCCCCAGCCAGCAGCUUGGUCCAGAUGCAUUUGCGAUUGUGGAGCGCGCCCAGCAAAUGGUGGAGAUACUAACUGAGGAGAACCGAGUGCUUCACCAGGAGCUUCAGGGUUACUACGACAAUGCCGACAAGCUCCACAAGUUUGAAAAAGAACUCCAGAGAAUUUCAGAAGCCUAUGAGAGUCUGGUGAAGUCCACUACCAAGCGAGAGUCACUGGACAAGGCCAUGAGAAAUAAACUGGAAGGCGAGAUCAGAAGACUUCACGAUUUCAACAGAGACCUCCGAGAUCGACUGGAGACAGCCAACAGGCAGCUGUCUAGCAGGGAGUAUGAAGGACAUGAAGACAAAGCUACCGAGGGGCAUUAUGCUUCCCAGAACAAAGAGUUCUUAAAAGAAAAGGAGAAGUUAGAGAUGGAGUUAGCAGCUGUGCGCACUGCGAGUGAGGACCAUCGGAGACACAUUGAGAUCCUGGACCAGGCUUUGAGCAAUGCCCAGGCCAGAGUCAUCAAGCUGGAAGAGGAGCUGCGAGAGAAGCAAGCAUAUGUGGAGAAAGUUGAGAAGCUGCAACAGGCCCUGACCCAGCUGCAGUCCGCAUGUGAGAAGCGAGAGCAGAUGGAGCGCAGGUUGCGGACCUGGCUGGAGAGAGAGCUGGAUGCACUGAGGACCCAGCAGAAACAUGGAAAUGGCCAGCCAGCCAGCAUGCCAGAAUACAAUGCUCCGGCCCUCAUGGAACUCGUGCGGGAGAAGGAGGAGCGGAUCCUGGCCCUGGAGGCUGACAUGACCAAGUGGGAGCAGAAGUACCUGGAGGAGAGCACCAUCCGUCACUUUGCCAUGAGUGCUGCAGCCACUGCUGCAGCUGAGAGGGACACCACCAUCAUCAACCACUCAAGGAACGGCAGCUAUGGCGAGAGCUCACUGGAGGCCCACAUCUGGCAGGAGGAGGAGGAAGUGGUGCAGGCCAACAGGAGGUGUCAGGACAUGGAGUACACUAUUAAGAAUCUCCAUGCCAAAAUCAUUGAGAAGGAUGCCAUGAUUAAAGUCCUCCAGCAGCGAUCCCGUAAGGAUGCUGGGAAGACUGACUCCUCCAGCCUUCGGCCAGCUCGCUCUGUCCCGUCCAUCGCGGCGGCCUCUGGGGCACACUCCCGCCAGACCUCACUUACCAGCAACCAGCUGGCCGAAGAGAAGAAGGAAGAGAAGACCUGGAAAGGCAGCAUAGGGUUGCUGCUGGGGAAAGAGCACCAUGAGCAUGCUUCUGCCCCUCUGCUGCCAACUCCACCGGCCUCUGUACUGUCCCCUGCGGCUUCUGUAACGUCAGCCAGCAGUGCCCACGUGAAGACAGGCAGCAAGGACAGCAGCACCCAGACUGACAAGAGCACUGAACUCUUGUGGCCCAACAUGGCCUCGCUCCCCAACCGCGGCAGGCUGAGCACCACCCCCUCCAACAGCCCCGUCCUGAAACACCCAGCCACCAAAGGGACUACAGAGAAAACCGAGAACUCUUCUGGCCACGGGAAGUCACCGGAGCACAGAGGCCGCGUGAGCAGCUUGCUGCACAAGCCCGAGUUCCCUGAUGGAGAGAUGAUGGAAGUUCUCAUCUAACUCUGUCAUCCCUGCUGAAUGUCAUUAUGGAACACUGACAAACAAGGAGAGUGGCAGAGGAAAAGAAAGAUCAGGAAGGUUGCAGAUGGGAAACCAGGAAUGAUAUGAACUGAUAAGAUUUCAGAUUAAUAAGAACAUUUUUUAUAGUUGUUAAAAACAAGAGACCUACGUGACUGCAGAGAGAAGAGAGAGCUAUGCAUUUUUAGAGCAUAUAGCAGAAGGGAGAAGAUAUGCAUGUAGGUUUGGAAACAAAGUUAAGAAGAAGAAAUAGGAAAUGGAAUUUUUUAUUGUAUAGAAAUUGUACCUCCUGGGAAGGCUCUGUGUAUACCCCAUUCUCUGGUUAUAAACAGAUAAACC
Messenger RNA from Marmota flaviventris (yellow-bellied marmot), 3180 nucleotides. RefSeq names its product angiomotin like 1 (gene Amotl1). Gene Ontology annotation, biological process: establishment of cell polarity involved in ameboidal cell migration; regulation of cell migration; actin cytoskeleton organization. The record is from RefSeq and is a predicted model, not a curated record. Gene Ontology annotation, cellular component: cytoplasmic vesicle; plasma membrane; bicellular tight junction. NCBI's taxonomy places the organism in Eukaryota, Metazoa, Chordata, Mammalia, Rodentia, Sciuridae.